CUUCGUUUAACGUCCGCCUGCUCUGCCGCGAUGGUCGCCACCCUGUUGCAGCCAACCGCAAACGCACAAUCUCUCUCUAUCUAACUCUUCCUCCUAUUUCGGCGGUGAUCACCGGCGUCAGGAGUGUUGUCUUGUGGGGAAGAAGCGAGAAAAAGAAGACUUUGAAGAUAUCUAAACUGGAACUGGGAUGAGAUUGUUUUCUCAACAAUGCUGGACAUUUUUCUGAAAAAUUGGCAAACAAAUUGGACCUGAAUGAUGUACUUGUCAACAAGGGUUUGGCAUCGUUGUGCAGUAAAAUGUAUACAAUAUCCUUUCUUUGGUUAGGAAUCUUAUAUGCCCUUGUAUUUUUUCAAGCUUAUAAUGGUGAGAUAUUCAUCUUGUUAUCUGGCAUUUCCUGAUUCUAGUUUCUUUUCAAUUUGGUAGUUUGAAGCUGAGGUAUAACUCCUUUCGUCACACUUGUAACAACUUUCUACUUUUGACACUGGUGAGGGAUUUUGCAGUACAGAGUUCUGUGAAUAAAUAGUGAGGAACUACCUUGUAUUGCAUCUCCUUUCAUUUAGGCAUCAGAGACUCUCUCUGGAUGUAUAGAAAGGAUGACUUGCAUACAUGAUUUGACUAACAAGAGAGGACUGAUAACUGAUAGAGCUCAAAGAGAUGGUAGCUCUUCAGUCUCAUAUUUUCGUAUGUUCUAAUAUCAUUUAUGUGUUUAAUUUUCCAUAAAUUGUAAUCUUGAACAUCCAUGCUGUUUGUCCUGGAUCUUUUUGAUCUUUGGUUAUUUUAUUUUAUUUUGGUGCGACAACAACAACAGUACUAACAUGAAUUCCAUUAGUUUAUUAAUGCACUCGAUAUAAUUUUCUUUACUGGCAUUUUUUCUUUGUAUUGCUUGCAAUAUCUGCUCAAUUGAUUAUCUUUCUUGGUUCUCCAUUUUGUACUCUUAGCAACAAUCUUUGCUUCCUAAUUUUGCUAGUUUCUUUUUUCUCUAUAAUUAAAAACAAUCUUUCAAAAAUAUAUGGCUACAUAUGAGAUCACAUGUACAUGUAGGCCAUAUGACCUUCUUUCUUGACAAUGUAGUCUCAGCAUGCAGCACUAUUGUAUAUGUGAAAUCUAUUGCGCAUGUGUGGUCCUGUAUAGCAUAAAAAAUGCCAUUACUUCCUAUCAGUGUUGUUAUAAAUAUUAUUAUCAUUUUGGUGCAAUUCUGAUUGCCGAGGAUUGUUGUAUGAUGCCAUGUUGGUGUGCCAAAAUCAUUUUGGCAUGAUGUGGGACCACGCUGUAAAGGCUGGCACACUUCUAUGCUGCCAAAAAAUGGCCUAGCCAUGUUACAGCAUUACCGGCACUAAAUAGCACCACAUGCCAGGAUCUUUCUAGCAUUGUACAUGUUGCCCCAUAUGUACCAACAUAAUAAUCCUUAGAAUGUGGUCCGUGAAAAUGUGCAAAUGUGGUCCAUGAUAAUACGACAUUCACAAUUUAGACCUUUUCUCACUUCAUAUGACGUAUCACUUAGGUUCUUAAAGAGUGUAAAUGACAUCCAACAACUUUCUUAUAUGGUCUUUGCACAUACUUGUUAAUAUUCUGUACUUGUUUGUAUAGUUUACUUAUACUUUAUAACUCUCUUGGAAAUUAAUAGUCUUGUAGUUAGUCCAUGGUAUGUCCAAAUCUUUUCUUGACAAGUUGCAAAUUUUCUUAGAUGUUUCAGAUAAUUAUGUCAAUUGCUUGGUCAGUUCUAAAUUAAUCUUUGAAGUGAUUCUCAGAGCUUGUCCCCUUUGUUAUUGUUAAGACCAGUGACUAGUGGGUUCUGCAGUUUGUUGAAACAAAUUCAAUAUCAGAAAGCCCACUGAUCCAAAUCAAAUUAUGUGGAUUGCAAACAAAUAGAUCCUGAUAUGGAGAAGAAUUCUUCAAGUUGCAGUUCAGGUCAAACACAGAUUAAGAUGCUAAUAGAAAAUGAGAUAUCAAAAGAAACAGAGUCAAAGCGGAAAUCACUUAGUGUUGUGGCCCAACUAAUGGGAAUUGAUGAUCCUGCACUAGCUCAACAACAUGUCCCCAUUUCUACUAAAAGGAAUAUGCAAGUGGAUUAUCCAUCAACUACCUUAGCAGGAGCACUGAAGGGUUGCCAUCAGCAAGAAGUCAUUUUAAAGCGUCAGCAAUGUGACUAUGACAAGAUGAAGGUCCAGGAUGCAUAUGAAGUAUCACAGAAACCUUCAAGAGCCAGUGGUAUCAAGGAUCUGUGGGGAAAUUGUAAUGAGAACCAGAACAAAAAUAAAAAGGCCUUUGUUCGCAAAAUAUUCAUGGAAGCAAAGCAUGUGACAAAAGAUGAAAAACUACUUCACUCCAAAGAGUUCCAAGAUGCCCUGGAGAUUCUCAGUUCAAACCGAGAUGUAUUUCUCAAAAUUCUUCAAGAUCCGGGUUCCCUUUUCCUGAAGAAUAUUAGAAAUGUCCAUAUGAGUCCACCACUUCAAAAAAAGCACAUUACUGUAUUGAAGCCUUCACAAAAGGUUGAGAAAAAGGAUGAGAAUCUGGUGAUGGAAGAGAAAUAUCCAUUGGUCAAUAAGUGUGAACGAGGAACAACCAAGCAAAUCUGUGACGAACAAUGUUGGAGCUCUAGUUUCACUAAAACAAAUGCUGAUAUUUUUUCCCUGCCAAGUAGGAUAGUGGUCCUAAAGCCUAGCACUAGAAAGCCCCGUGAAAAGAAAUCCAAGGUAACCCCUCCAACUACUUUAUGUAAAUUGCUGGAACAGAGUGGCUUUUUUGGAGAGUUGGGUGAUAGUGAAACCUUUGGAUCAACAUUUACAGCAAAGAAUUGCAGUCAACAGGGACUGGAGAGUAUAACUGGCAAUUGGACAGAUAAAUCCUUGUGCUCUCCGGUCAGCGUGAAUGGGUGCAGAGAUGAGAGUUUAUUGAAUAAGCCAGAAAAUGUAAACACUGAAGAAGAUGGUGGCAGCUUUAGUGACUCGGAGAUUUUGACUUCAACUUCACAGUAUUCUUGGGAAUAUACUAACAGAACUGGUAGUUCUUGCUCAGCCUUAACCUUUAGUCAGGAUUCAAAUUCACCCAAGUCAUCAGUUGUUAUGGAAGCGAAGAAGCAACUUUUAGAGAUAUGGGCUUCCAUGGCAUCUAAUGAGAAUAAUCAAGAACAGACACGAUUGCCAAGGUGCUCAUUCUCUUUAGGUGAAAUGCUUGCCAUUAAAGUGGUAAAGGAAGGUGAAUAUGGUGAUAAGUUUACUGUACCAAACAGCAAAUCAUGUGGUCAAGAAGCAGAACCAGAGUUAUCUACAUCCUGCAAGACCAAUGGUAAAAUAAAGAACGUGCAAAGGGAGACCUCCCUUAUAAAUUUAUCUAGGUCAAAAUCUGUUCCCAUCUCAUCUUCUGUUUAUGAUCACAUUGAAUUGAAUAAGGAAUCUUCUGACUUUGGGAAAAACAAAUCUACGGAGACAAAGGAGAUAGCGGAGUCUAAGAAUGAAAAGUCAACUUUCAAAGAAAAAUUUUCAAAUUUUUUAUCUUCAAAGAUUAAGAAAACAAGCAGAGAAAACCCUGUUUCUCCUCCAUUGAUGGGCUCUGAUGACAAGGCCCAGUCUGGUAGUGCUGGUUUAGCUGCAAACAAAAAUGUUGAAUCAAUAAAUCCUCUCUAUAAGAACUUUCCUAUGACAAGUUCACUGGCAAAGUAUGAGGAAAGGUCUGGCAAUGCAGCUUAUCCAACACCAGUUAUUGUAGUAACAAAAAAAGCUUCUUUUUCUAUUGAGAAAGCCAAGACAUGCAAUAAUUCAUCGGGUGAGAUCAAAUUCAGGGACUAUGAGAGUUUAAAAAGCAACCAGGAUCAACCUAGUCCUACUUCAGUUCUUCAUGUGCCAUUUGUAGAUGAAACAAAUGACAACGUGUCCCGAUCAUCUGAAGCUAAUGCUGAUCCACAUGCUCUUCCUAGGCCUUCGACUAUCAAAUCAGUUGUUCGAUCCUUAUCAUGGGAGAAUGCCUACCUGGAUAAGCCAUCUCGAGAUCUUUCUAAAUGCAAUGGGGCAUCAUCCAAGGUCGACAACCAUGAACAAGAACAUUUUGUAUCUACCCGGAAGGUGCUCUCUUCUGGUUUAGAGAAGGCUACUAUGAUUUCUGCUGGAUGUCAACCUCUUGAUAGCCAAUUAGAUUCAGUGCCGCUCGCAAAAUUCCUUACUUGGGAAAAAGAGGAAGCUGAGCACAGGGAGAAAAGGACAAAGCAGCAUUUCCUCUUUGGCUCUGUGAACUCAGCAGUAGAAAUUGGUUCAACUGGUUUGACCACCUUACAAAGUGCAUACCCAUGGAAUAGGGGAUUUGGCAGGGAUCUAGGAAAUGUUUUUGCCAACUCUGCUGUAUCAGUAGAGGUAUGGAACCUAGUGAGGGAUUCAUUUUCUGUCAAAACAAUGUGGGCAACAGGUGAGGGCGGCAUUGACAAUCUAGUAUUUGAUAGAGCACUGAUGAAAGUAAAAGGAGGACAGAGAUUAGCUGAGUCAAUGAGAUUAGAAGUGCAGGAGAUUGCCAAAGAGAUUAGUAGGGAUGUAUUGAAGGAUUUGGUUGGGGAGGCUUUGGCAGAUAUCAAUGCCUAAUGUCUUUGAUGAUUUCUCAGUGCUCCCUUCAAGUGUCAUGCCAUGCAUCUGUUAUUGUCUUUAGGCACAGUCAGUUACUUUGGUAUAUUUUAUUUUUCUUUGUGACUGAGGUAUGCUUCCACAAGCACUGAUGUUUGUACAUUGUGUUGAUGACUGCUGUAUUUAUCAGUGUAUCACUGAUGAGUUUUAUUUCAUUCACUAA
This is a messenger RNA of Musa acuminata subsp. malaccensis (wild Malaysian banana), 4767 nucleotides long. Lineage: Eukaryota; Viridiplantae; Streptophyta; Magnoliopsida; Zingiberales; Musaceae. The record is from RefSeq and is a predicted model, not a curated record.